AUGGAGGAGAGAGGCGCAAAUGAGCAGCAGCGGUCGCCGCCGAUUCCGGCGGAGUUCAUGGGAACAUGCACCGGCAACUUGCUUCAGGCGACGUUGAUUAUGUUGGCGUGGCUUGGCGUUCCUCACUCUAUCGUUGUCAUCGUCUUUGCUUCAUUCAUCUUCCUUUCCUUCAUCAACGCCAUGAUGGUAAUUGGAUUGUUGUUCCUAUUGAUUUUCAUUCCGAUUGAUCAAAACAGUAAAUGGGGCAUUAGAAUAGCCAGAUUGUUCUUCUUCCUCCCAGUUUUUGGUUAUGAACCACAUUCAAUUUGGCCAGUUGGAAUUGUUAUGCUUUGUGCCCUUACUGGUUUCAUGCCUCUACCCAAAAUCAAAGGUCUCUGUAGCAGUGCUGUGUUUAAUACAACAGUGAUGAGGCAUAUAUGGACUUGGUUGGGAAUGUCAGCUGCAACAAAGCAAAACUUCAAGUCCCUGCUGUCAUCUGGGCAUAGCUGCAUCAUUGUGCCUGGUGGAACUCAGGAAACAUUUUAUAUGGAGCAUGAUUGUGAGACUCUGUUCCUGAAAUCAAGAAAAGGAUUUGUGCGGAUUUCUAUGGAGAUGGGCACUCCACUGGUUCCAGUUUUCUGCUUUGGCCAGUCCAAUGUGUACAAGUGGUGGAAACCAAGCAGCAAACUUUACUUGAAAUUUUCUCGAGCUAUUAAGUUCACGCCAACUCUCUUCUGGGGUUACAUGGGGUCUUUUAUACCGUUUCAACAUCCAAUUCAUGUUGUGGUUGGUAGACCAAUAGAAGUAGAGAAGAACACACAACCCACUGCACAAGAGCUUGAAGCACUACACAGUCGGUUUAUAGAAGCCCUGCAACAACUCUUUGAAAAGCACAAAAUGAGGCUUGGUUAUACUCAUCUCAACUUGAAAAUUCUUUAAGGCAUCCCUUAUCAGCCCCCAGUUUGUCAGAUUUCAAGAGCAGCAGGCUAGGGAUGAAGAUGACAAGCCCAGAAUGCUAUAAUGGCAGACCUGCUAGGAUAUAAGGCAAUCAUUAUU
Ipomoea triloba (trilobed morning glory) is the source of this 1035-nucleotide messenger RNA. Its product is annotated as diacylglycerol O-acyltransferase 2D-like. Gene Ontology annotation, biological process: triglyceride biosynthetic process. The record is from RefSeq and is a predicted model, not a curated record. The transcript is spliced from 8 exons. Gene Ontology annotation, molecular function: diacylglycerol O-acyltransferase activity. Bases 1 to 918 code for a protein of 305 amino acids. Lineage: Eukaryota; Viridiplantae; Streptophyta; Magnoliopsida; Solanales; Convolvulaceae. Gene Ontology annotation, cellular component: endoplasmic reticulum membrane.